CGAGGCGCAUAUGGCCGCUCAGUGGUGGUGAAAAUUCGGUGGAAUUUGUGAUUGCGAAUUUUCGCGAAAUUGCCAUUCGAAAAGUCGCCAAGCGAAGGUCGAUUUACGUCUCAAAUAGUGGCGAGUCCACUAGGCAAGCGUAACUCACUUCGUCCGCGCUCAUUCGAAUGUUUCUACCCGUUCAAUUUUGUGAACAAUUCGCGAGUGAAUUUCGUGCAUCCUGCUCGUUCAAAAAGAAAAUUGAGUCACUUCAGCACAUCUCCUGACUGAUUUUUGGGAUCCAGUCACCGAAAACUUCCAUCAUUCCGCCAAUAACCGAGUGCCGGCCCGCAGGGUGGCGAUCAUUUGACAAGGGUUCUAUCUGCGAUAGACUGGUAGGCCAGUCUGUUGUAGGAUCUCUAAGCAACAGCGGCAACUGGAAGUUGGCCCUGAACGCAGAGCCUCCGUGGCUUUGCUAGCACCCCCAACCGAUUCGUUGUUUUAACCCGCCUCCUCACGACUCUCGCAAUUCUCACUGACAGCUGCCUCUUUGCUGCCUAGCUUCUACAGAGUUUUUAUUUGAAAUUAAAGUAAGUACCCCAAUCAGCCAAGUCUCAUCAUGAAGGUAACAAAUUUGGAUGAGCGCAUCCACGUGCUGGACAAUGCGUCUAGCCCAAUGACCGUCAUCCGGGACAUCGCCAUGAGCGGUGUCCAGGAGGAAGCCUUCUACGUCCUCGACAUUGGAGACAUUGUGCAGAAAUAUCAAAUCUGGAAGGAAAAAUUGCCCCGUGUUGAUCCAUAUUAUGCAGUCAAAUGUAACGACAAUCUGACCGUGUUGGAAGUACUUGCCGCUCUUGGCACUGGCUUUGAUUGUGCUUCGAAGACCGAAAUCAACAAAGUUCUCAGUUUGGGCGUCAAUACUUCAAGAAUUAUUUUCGCUAACCCUGCCAAGCCUGCUUCGCACAUUCGUCAUGCUAAUGCCGUUGGUGUCAGUACGAUGACAGUUGACAACGAGAGCGAACUCCAUAAGAUCAAGGCUUUCCAUCCUCAUGCCAAGGUCGUGAUUCGCAUUCGUUGCGACGCCGAGGUUUCCCAGUGUCCACUGGGCAUUAAAUUCGGCUGCGAUCCAACAACCGAAGCCCCGAAUCUUCUCAAUCUCUCGCGAAUGUUGGACCUCGACGUUGUGGGAGUGAGCUUCCAUGUGGGCUCCGGAUGUCAGGAUCCGCCCGUAUUUUUGCGCGCAAUUCGCCACGCAAGGGAACUUUUUGAUUUGGCUCAGGAAAUCGGCUACAAGCCCUAUUUGCUUGACAUUGGCGGUGGCUAUCCGGGAAACAAGGACACGAGCAUCGACAAAAUUGCCGAAGUUGUUAAUCACGCCCUGGACGAAUACUUUAACAAUGGCGAUGUGCAAAUUAUCGCUGAACCUGGACGGUUUUUCGUGGCCUCUGCAUUCACGCUCGCAACUAGUAUUCACAGCAAGCGUUCAGUUCGAGGAGACAAAACUGCCCCGAAUGCCACCACUCACAACAUGUAUUACAUCAAUGAUGGUGUUUAUGGAUCCUUCAAUUGCUUGCUCUAUGACCACCAAAUUGUUACGCCGAUGCCACUGAAGAGCGGUUGUGGCAAAAUGAUACCUUCAAGCAUUUGGGGACCGACCUGCGACGGUUUGGACCAGGUUGUGGAAAAUGUUCUCCUCCACGAAAUGGAACUUGGGGAGUGGAUCCUCUUUGAAAACAUGGGCGCUUACACUCUUCCAGUUGCUUCCAAUUUCAAUGGAUUUCCUGUACCCAAAGUUCAUAUCGUCGCCGAUGAACACAUCUGGCUUUAUCUGAAGGACGCAGUUCCGCUGACCGAGGACCACUUUGUGAUUGGCAACACUCCCGCAAAUUUGCGACUUGGACUUGACAUUGGUGGAACCGAUGUGGACGCUUGGAGAAAUCCCGAUGUGGACAUUUCCGCCAAGGAGAUGAUGAUGGAUGCGGCCAAUAAUUCGCCAACUUUUAUCUACGAUUAUGUUGAGGUUGAUCCUCUCAAAUAGCAGCAGACGGAAUUUGGCCGAUUUUUCAAUUUGACGAGCGACUCUGUUUUCCCACCCCACCCCACCCCACCCCACUCCAGACCCCUCUCCUACCCCAUUUCUCCUCACAAUCCUAAAACAAUCAUGCGAGGCUAAUUAAUUUUUAAAAUUAAAUUCUCAUUAAUUGAAUAUUGAAUCUUUACGAUUCCAAAACGAGAAGUCAAACGAAUUUUGGCUUUCUAGAAACAGAAAAAAAAAAAAACGAAAAAGAAAAAAAAAAUCAAUUGGUAAUUUAGUACUAUUGAUACGAACCGUAAUGUUUAUUAAUUUCGAGUCGUGAUUUAAUUAACUCGAAUUUUGUAGCAAGCUUUUGUCAAAGUUGAGCUUGUAGAAAAUGAAAAAAAAAAAAAAAAAAAAACAGAAUUGAUGUUUUGCAAGCUUCCACGAGGAAAGUUAAAUGAUCAUUAAUUAAAAAUACUAAUAUAUUUUAAAUAAUUUAAUUUAAAUUUAAAUAUAAUUUGAUUAAAAAAAUUAAUUAUUUUUCGAAUAUUUGUGCUCUUAAUUAAUGAUUAUUGUUGGGAUAAUUUCCCUGAACAAUAUUGAGUAUUAUACGAUUCAUUACACAGUUGAUUCGUUUUUUUUCUGAUUUGUCUUGGAUUGACGAAGAAUUGAUGAAAUAAGAAUGAUUCUAUUUUAUUUUGUAAUUUAUCUUUAGACACACAAUUUUCUGUAUUUCCUUUGUCAGUAUCUCUUUUUUUUUCUUUUUUCUCUUUUUUCUCUUUUUUUUUCUCUUUUUUUUUUUU
Messenger RNA from Belonocnema kinseyi, 2799 nucleotides. RefSeq names its product ornithine decarboxylase 1-like. The record is from RefSeq and is a predicted model, not a curated record. Gene Ontology annotation, molecular function: ornithine decarboxylase activity. The coding region runs from base 599 to 2017 and encodes 472 amino acids. NCBI's taxonomy places the organism in Eukaryota, Metazoa, Arthropoda, Insecta, Hymenoptera, Cynipidae. The transcript is spliced from 9 exons. Gene Ontology annotation, cellular component: cytoplasm.